This is a messenger RNA of Etheostoma cragini (Arkansas darter), 563 nucleotides long. Its product is annotated as presenilin-2-like. Gene Ontology annotation, molecular function: aspartic endopeptidase activity, intramembrane cleaving. Gene Ontology annotation, cellular component: membrane raft; perinuclear region of cytoplasm; dendritic shaft. Gene Ontology annotation, biological process: membrane protein ectodomain proteolysis; amyloid precursor protein catabolic process; calcium ion transport. The transcript has 4 exons. Lineage: Eukaryota; Metazoa; Chordata; Actinopteri; Perciformes; Percidae. The coding region runs from base 25 to 483 and encodes 152 amino acids. The record is from RefSeq and is a predicted model, not a curated record.
AUAUCUCCACAUACAGUGUAACCAAUGGUAAAGUUCUUCUUUGUGUGUUUGUGUUCAGCGGCCAUGAUGUGGACGGUGGGGAUGGCGAGCCCGGCGGACGCUCAGCGCUCCGGACACGAAACAGACGAGGAGGCGGGGCAGAGCGGCAGGGGGGCGGAGCCUGAGAGACGUCCGCCCCGAACGCUGGAAGACAGCGAGCUGGAGGAAGACCGAGGAGUGAAGCUCGGCCUCGGGGAUUUCAUCUUCUACAGCGUUCUGGUUGGAAAGGCUGCAGCGACCGGCGGAGACUGGAACACGACGCUCGCCUGCUUCGUCGCCAUUCUUAUCGGUCUGUGCCUGACGCUGCUGCUGCUCGCCAUCUUUAAGAAGGCUCUGCCGGCGUUGCCCAUCUCCAUCACCUUUGGCCUGGUCUUCUACUUCUCCACGGACUUCCUGGUUCAGCCCUUCAUGGACAGCCUGGCUGCCAACCAGUUCUACAUCUGAGAGCAAGACCCAACCCCUCUCAUCUGAGAGCCAGACCCAACCCCUCUCAUCUGAGAGCAAGACCCCUCCUCGCCAUCCAA